UUACUUUGUCUAAUACCUUUUUUAUAUGUAUAGUUAAUUUUAAUCUGAAGUGGUUUCCAAGGAAUGCUGUGACGCUUCAUCGGCCGAAGUGACCUCCGAGCAGGCCAGCGAGUGAGUCAGACGAGGCCAACAGCAGCACGCGUUGUGCUCUUUACAUUGACCUUCGCCGUCUGAUAGUAAUGAAAGCAAGGCCAAACACACACACGCGCGCGCGCGCGCUCGGCCACCAAUAUGCGGUCCAGCUCGGCAGCUCAAGGUUGGACCGUAAUCCCACAACCCCUCCCCCCACAAAAAUCCGGUCCCAGACCGUGACAGCUCGCAAAUACAACGCGUGACCGACAUCACGCCAAAUCCUGCAUGUCCAAAAUCGUAGCAGCUCGGAAAUCCCGCAUAGCUAAACUCGUUUGCUGUUUGAAUUAAAUGUCACACUUUAUUGUCCGUUUAUCACAUGUGGGUAGUGAUAAAUUAUAGUUGGCCUUACUUAGCUCACCUUCGAAGGAGAGCCAUGUUUUUCUAUUCACACUUCUCUCAAAUGCAUGUAUUUGACUGUUUUAAAUGUGACAUUUUAAAUGACUCGUUUUGGUCAUUUAGAGCCUAAAAAAAAAAAGAAAAUAGCAAAAUUCCACAUUGAAUUAUUUGUUGCUGUCUAUUUGCCGAUAAUAAACUUUUUAAAAAAUGAUUCCAAUGCAUGCAAGAGGCGUACGUAGUUCUGUAUUAUGAAGGUUAGCACAGGGUCGCACGAAUUGGGGGGGGGGGGGGGGGGGAGCGCUGCGUAGUCGGUCUUAGUUUUAAUUUCAAUUAAAAAGCAGACAUUUAACCAUCUGCCAACAAUGCUGUUUUAGUUUUAAGUGCAUAAAAAUACAAUUGAGUGAGAUUUAUUUGUUAUUUUUUCCAAGUGCAACUUCAUUUUCAAAUUAAAUGUGAAACAUCAAACAAAUCUGCCGCGGGUGAGUACAACAAAGUCUUUUCUAUUUUCUUUUCAACAUUCGGCGGUUUCCAAAUGUUACCAACGUCCAAUUGAAUGUUCGCCACAACUGAGAAGGAAGAUCAGGUGAGAAAAAUUCACAGUACAGGCCUAUUUUCUAUAUACAUUUAAACCCAAUGUUUACCGUUUAUUUUAUUUCGGCCUGAUUCGUGAUUGAUUUAUUAUUAUUAUUUUUAUUUUUACCCCCCCGACGACCCCCCCACCCCCAAACUAAAGUGUAAUCUCUGCAGUCUAUUCUGUCUUGAAAUGCGUUUUACUGCACACAUGUAAAGCAGGCGUGUGAAUACAAUCAGCUUGCACAUGCUUCGUAUUUCAUUUAUUGUGGCACUAAAAUCCGCUUUAUUUCCUUCUGUCCGGGUCCAUUGUCCCCCGAAACGCAGUGCCCAGGCCAAGCCGCCAUUGUGGACCUCCUCCACUGGCUCGUCCGGAGAUGCUCCCGUUGACCGUGGAGUUGCUCACUUUCCCCAGCGAGGCUCCUGUGUGGUCCCGGCACUUUUCUGUCACCUGUGGAGGGAGAAAGACAUCCGAUGCGCCUCCAAUCAGGUUCUCCUUCUCCCCCCCCCCCCCCCCCCCCCCCCUUAAACUCACCUUAAUGUCCUCGUUGUCUUUUCCGCUCCUAAACUCUGAGCUGUGAAUGUUUUUGACCCUGUUACACCCAAAUGGUUUUACACUCCCCGCGCAACUGCAGCCUGCUGUCAGCGCGGACAGCAACCGUGCAUCAUUCAAGUUCAAAAACAAGAUUUUACUCUUCAAAAGAAUGUGCAAACGUUUAUGAUUGAUGUGUGUGAAUAAGGGGAAGUAUUUAGGAAAGGAGAUUCAUUGCAAUGCAUUUCGGCUGCGCGCGUAAUGGCCCAAUGUUCUACGUUCGCUACUUUCAAACGUGUCCUUUUAGUCCUUCAACUUUUCUUCCAAAUGUGCGUCCUAACAGUGGAUACAUUGGUUCAUCUUGUAAACUUAGAGUAUUUCCCCUUUUGACUUGCAGGUGUGAUAGCUCCUUUUUUUUUGUUUUUUUUUCUUUUCUCCCCAAUCAUAAAAUGAAAACAAAACCAGGCAGCACUGAAGGACAAACUACAGGAGGUUCCUUUCUGCAAGGUCUGAAUGCGCCAAUUUAGGCUGCUUUACAGCCAGCCGGGCCUACCUGACGCGGGGUUAAACUGUACCCUCAGAUUCUUCUCACAAUGAAUUGUUGACUCGGAGUCUAACAAGACCUUAUUGCACACGGCUUUAUGUCCACUUGUUUGGCUGGGGGAUUUAAAAAUAAAAAAAGAAAAUAAAAAAAGCCCCCCCCCUCCCCCCCACCACCCUGAGUUUGCUUGAGGAACAUGUUGAAAUAGUGUUUGUUAAACUACGUGUGUGUGUGUGUGUGUGUGUGUGUGUAGACAAAGUGUCAACCUUUUUCCUAGACGCAAAUUGGGUUCACGCACUAGUUUCUUGAUCAAAAUAUGAUGAAAAUAUAAGUUUGAAAAUGUGCUUCCCUUUCAACGAUUUUUCUACGUUCAUAAUUGGAAAGUGUCGUUUUAAGGUUGGACGUUUUCCCUUAAAUGGCUUCACACAGUUUAUUUCAAAUGACGUUCAUUAGACACUAAAUCCUGUAAGAGAGUUUUUAGUGUCGCUUUCUUUGAGCUUCAAAUGUUAAGUUUGUGUUUCCCGCGGAGAAUGUCAAUGUCGUUUUCAAGAUGAGACGUUUUUCCCUCGAAAAUGGGCUCACUCGCCAGUUUUUCAAAUGAAGACACGACAAAUAUUAUAGAGUUUUCAAGUGUGUACCUUUUGUUCCAUUUAAAAUCCCACCAACCCCCCCCCCCACGCACAUUGAAAAUGGCAAAAGAAUGCACAAAUUGAAUUGCUGAAUCUGAACUUGGAAUGCCAAAUUUCCCACACAUGAAGAUUAUUGUGUGAAGUUGCAUGCUGACGUGAAGGCGCCAUCUUGUGACCUGCGCACAGCGCGUGUAAAUGCGCCAGCAAUGAAAGGAACUUCAUCUGCGUGGGCCGAGUGCGGGCCCUCCGCUCUUUGUGCCUCUUUUCCCUCCCUCGAACUUGAAGUCGACCGUUCAGACAAAGCUUUGGCUUUGAGAGCUCUCCCGGUGCCAGACUGCACUUCGCUUGCCAAAAAUCCCCCAAGAAUGAUGCUCAGGCACACUUCCCUUCAAAGGUUAAACCAAUUGAACAAGCUCGUUGUCUAGUUUUAGAUUCUCCCAAAAGCCAAUCAGUCAGUGUGAAGUUACGGCGAUUGUUGCAAUUAAGUGCAUCUUACCGUUGUUGUUGCAGCUCCUCAAGCUGCUGACUUUGGAUCCGUCGUCGGCGGCGACUUGCUGCCAUGCUUGGCCGGUUUUGUGGUGUUUGUCUGGUUGUAGGGGGGGAUAGAAAGAAAAAAAAAAAAAAAAAAAAAAGCUCAGCAGAAUAGUUUAACAGCUAUAAAAACGCAGCCUGGUCUGUGCGGAGUUCGCCUUUGCUUUCCCUGUGCUCAAUUAGAGCUUAAAAGCCUCUGCACACCUCGUAGAAUUAGUCUGGACUGAGUGAGAGGCGGAGCGUUUUAGUCUCCAAAGUUCCACAAGAUUUGUUUUGUUUGGUUCCUCUGCAUGGAGCUUAUCUUAAUAAAAUAAAAUCAAAUAACCCGCAGGGCCACACGGCUCGCCCGUGCUGCUUCCUGAUGUUUAAACCCCACGCAAGAAGCGUAUUAGUACGUGUUAUUUUUCAGCUGGUGUUCCACGUGCGCGCUCAGCAGCAAGCCGAAUGUCGGUGCGGCUGCGGGGCCCGGCCAGCCCCGGCGGUCUUAGUUCAAGAUCGAGUCUCUCAUUCGUAGCAUAUUGGAGUCAGGUUGCAGCCGCUGCGAAGCGAGCUCCGCGGUGGACUCGCAGCAGCGAAUGUGCGCGGUGACAGUGCCGCCAAAUAAUAAUCAGCAUAAAAAAAGAUGAAAUUGUCAAGUUAUGCAUUCAACUGCAUUCAAGGGUUUGGAUUUAUUUAUUUAUUUUAAAUGCCUGCAGCUAAUCACGUCGCAAAUGAUUAUAUGAAACUGCAAACAAUAAAACAAUUGUGUGGAAUUUUUCAGUUGACACGAGAUGACUUGUAAACCGCUUUCUGUGGGUGGACCUGCAGGGGAGGAGACGCGGUAAAAAUGAUUGAUGAAAGAUGUUUUUCUGCUGGAGGCAGACAUAUUUAAAAAAAUAAAUAAAUAAAUAAACAAAUACAAAAUAUGUCCGGCAAAACAUGAAGAAAUUGCCGUGCGUAAAAAGUGAAGAAGAACAGCGCGCUGCCAGAAAUGGAGCGGUUUAUUCCUCCGUGUUGGAAUCGAGUCAAAUACACUUGUAGGUCACGUAACAUUUUAAAAAGGACUAUUUUGUGUUGAAGCAUUUCAUAGCAAAUGAUUCCUUGAAAUAUCUAGUGCAUUCAUCUGCAAUGUGCCUUUUUAAAACCCCAAUAGUAUGUUUCCAAAGUUUAACUUUGGAGGGAAUUUGAUCCAUUGUAUUUCUUUUGUGGCCCCUAUUUCUUUCCACCUUGCUGUAGACAGUUGAAACAUUAGCCGCUACUUUGAACAUGACCCUGAUAACCAAAUGCGCACUGAGCCAAAUGCUCGCUGUUGUAAAAGCACCAAAUGCUGAUGACUAAGACAAUUCUAAAAGCAGACUUUGGAGAUAAGCUCGACCAUCUCCUUCCUCCCAUUCAGGUUAUAUUACGCACAAUUCUUCUUCUUGUCGUAGAUUUGGAAUCCACGGUGUCCUUUUUGCACGACUUAAAUCAGGCGAAAUGUACAGAAAGUCGAAUGUGUGGAAAGAAAUCUUGCGUAUUGGCGCAAGUAGCGCACCUGGGAGAAGUAUAUUUUGAUAUUUCGUGGCGGUGUUGCCAAUUAUCGACCAGAAAUGGCUGCAAAUGCAAACAGAGUGACGAAGGAAUGAUGGCGGUUUUCUGCUCGUCUGAUUUGUUGCAAUUUCAAAGAAUUCAUUCCGAGUCUAACACGGCGAUAAACUAUUAAUGUCAAGCUUGGCGCGCGCGCGCCCGCGCACGCGCGCACUGAAAAUCUGUCAAUUUCUGCCACGCGGUCACGUGACUCCCGCCUCCGUGGAGUGGAUGGCGAUGGCUCUCCACGUCAGCUUUACGUCUCCCAAUUUCUGCCUGGCGGGCGCCUCCGAGCCAUGUUCAAGGCGGGUGUCGAGGGAUCCGAGGCGUAGAAACCGGAGGGGGACGACGCGACGAUCCCACCAUGGAUUUUGACGAGCGGGUCCCUGUCGGCUCCAACAUGUAUUUACCCAGCUGCACAUACUACGUGUCGGCGGGGACCGACUUCUCCGCGCUGCCCUCCUUUUUGUCCCAGAAUCCGUCCACGCGGCCGGUGACCUACUCGUACUCGUCCAACCUGCCGCCGGUCCAGCCCGUCCGGGAGGUGACGUUCAGGGAGUACGCGGCCAUCGACGCGUCGACUAAAUGGCCGCACCGGGGCAAUUUGGCGCAGUGCUACCCGGGCGCGGAGGACGUCGUGCACCGGGACUGUCUGUCGGCGCAGACGGAGAUUUUCGGCAAAAGCAGCCCCGCCGCCGCCGCCGCCGCAGCGGCCGCCGCCGCCGCCGCCGCCUACCACCACCACCACCAUCACCACCACCACCACGGCGGCACCGCCGGCUCGUCCAACUUCUACGGCAACGUGGGGAGGAACGGCGUCCUGCCGCAAGCCUUUGACCAGUUCUACGAGACGGCGUACGGCACCUCGACCGAGAGCCCCUCGGCCAACGGCUACGCCGGAGACAAAACGCCCAGCAAGCAGCCCGCCUCGGCUCCGGACGACUCGGGCUCGGGCUCGGGCUCGGGCUCGGGCUCCUCCUGCCGGGACGCGGAAGCCAAGGAGCCCCGGGAGGAGACCAGCAGCCCCGAGCUGUCUUCCGGCAACAAUGAGGAGAAAUCCAGCAGCAAUGGACAGAGGACGCGCAAGAAGAGGUGCCCUUAUUCCAAGUAUCAGAUCCGAGAACUUGAGCGAGAAUUCUUUUUCAGCGUGUACAUUAACAAGGAGAAGCGUCUGCAGUUGUCUCGGAUGCUCAACCUCACCGACCGCCAAGUGAAGAUCUGGUUUCAGAACCGCCGCAUGAAGGAGAAGAAGCUGAACAGGGACCGAUUGCAAUAUUACACAUCCAACCCUCUGCUUUAGUGAGCGACGUUUUGGACUCUAUCAGGCCGCGGUUGUUGUCGUUCACCACCACAAUGGCCGCCAAAGCAACAGUGGUUGCUUUCAAGUUCGCAGACAACUGUGUUGCCCGGCGGCCUCGAAGGGCCGAAGUAGCGAGCUUCAAUGGAGACGUUUUUGCUUCAUGGACGUUUAUUCUGCUAUUCGAGCUCUUUUUUUCUUUUUUUUUCUUUUGGGAGGCGAACUGCGAGUAACCAGCGGCCACCCCACGCAAUAGUGUGUUUCACGUGCUCCUUUUUUUUGUAAUUUUCAGUUUUUGUAUUUUGUCAACAAAAUGUAAUUCGAUUUUAUUUUUUUUUUUUAAUUUUUUAUUGGUAUGAAAUUUGAAAAAAACAAAAAAAAAGACGGAAUUCAUGUUUAAUAAUUGAAUCAGUACAUACUUUGGUGUGACCAAAUAUUGUCCGAACGAAAUGAGAAUGUAACGUAAUGUUUUCUUUUUCUCUCUCUCUCUCUCUCUCUCUCUCUCUCUCUCUCUUUGUGUGUGCCUAUUUAUUUUGUAGCCACUCGUUUACUAUAUUUUAAUGUCACGGCAAAGCAAGUCAAAAUUUCUAAGCAGGUUCAUUGUAUUCCCUUUUGAGGAUGGAGUAUUUAUGUCGUUUUAAUAGCCCACAUCCACAAUGCCAUUUAGAUGAUGAUGACGAUGAUGAUAUAUAUAUAUAUUUUUUUUUUUCACGUGACUUUUUAGUCAAACAGUGCAGGCCUAACCACCAGAGACAUAAGCUCGUCCACUGGCUCCACGGGGGUUGCACUGAGGUGUACGCAGGUAGAAACACGCAGCGAGUUUCUGCUGCAAGCUACACUUUGAUCUCACUCGAUUUGUUCCGUUUUCUUCCAGGACUCGCAAACAUUUGCUUCUUGCGGUCUGACACACAAUCUGACUAUGAAGGAAAAUAGCGGAAACAAAAUUUAAAUCAAAUAAAAUACAAAUUUCAUGUAUGCUGUCAGAGCGAAAAGCUGGUCAGGGUCAACGCGUUGACUCGCCUGCUUGUUCUGCCCCAAACACAAUUGUGUAUUAUACUCGAUUUCCAAAUAAAAACUGAAAAUAUUAAAAGUGUUGUUUGAAUGCGUAUUUUGACUUGGACUGAGAAAGCAGUUUGUGGAAUUACGCACAUUGCGUGAAGCGUUUUACAAUAUAGAAAUUUAGUGCAAUAUGUAUUUUCAGUACUUUACGUUGCAGUAAGUACAGUUUGUGCUCACAUGUUUACAUACCACGCAUGCAAUUUUGGGGAGGGAAUUAUUUUAAUUGUGCUGUUCUGGAAUGCGGUAAUUUGAAUCGUUCAAAAAUAAAAUUGUUUUCAUGAGGGAUCGUAUAUGACCACUCGUGAAAACCAUUUGACGAGAAUGGUUCACAUCUUACAAAUUGUGCCAGGGUUUGUAAACAAAUGAGCACAAUUAUACCUAAUACCGUUUUGAAAACUAAUCCAGAGCUGAGCUGUGUUAGUUUUUAAGAUUAAAUAAAAGAAAAAUAGGACAAGAAAACAAAAUAGGACGCUUGCUAUGUCCCAAUCACAGUGCGGAAAAAGGGUUGCUUUGAGUUCCAGUGGUUUGUUGGCAUAAAGUUAAUGUUGCAGUGGUCUAUGAGUUUUCCAGAGUUGUGUAAUACAAAGCACAGUUUGGUACAAACAAUGUUAACCCAAAUAAGCAAUGUUCCCCAAUGAGCACCAUUUUUGUUUAAGUUAUUCGACUUUAAUGAGCAAUUUCUUAGACUGGAUAUAUUUUUUGGGUUGUUUGGA
Molecule: messenger RNA, 7885 nt
Organism: Phycodurus eques (leafy seadragon)
Lineage: Eukaryota; Metazoa; Chordata; Actinopteri; Syngnathiformes; Syngnathidae
Gene: hoxa11a
Product: homeobox A11a
Exons: 2
Coding region: 5181-6116 (311 amino acids)
Biological process (GO): anatomical structure development; regulation of transcription by RNA polymerase II
Cellular component (GO): nucleus
Molecular function (GO): RNA polymerase II cis-regulatory region sequence-specific DNA binding; DNA-binding transcription factor activity, RNA polymerase II-specific
Source: RefSeq, a predicted model, not a curated record